UUCCCUUACGCUUCACCCUCAGUGCGGAGCCCUCGGCGGAGAGAGGAGAAGCGGCCACUGGCAACCUCCGGAGCAGCGGUAGCGGCUGUGAGAACCGGAACCACACCCACACUCACAUCGCUGCCCCUGUCCUCACUUGUCUUCUCGCCGUCCCACGGGAGAACACAUCUUCGAAGAGCUGCCGCCCACGCCCCGAGCAUCCUCCCGGGUGGAUCCAACACUAACUGACCGGGCGGCAUGAUGCGGCUUCGAGGCUCAGCAAUGCUGCGGGACCUGCUCCUGCGGCCGCCUGCCGCCGCCAGCGCGGCUCUGAAGCGGGUGCAGCCCCUCGCUACCCUGUGUUGGCGCGUCCGGAGCGGGGGACUGGAGGCCGCGGGGCCGGCGGCCGCAGCGCGGAUCUACCCCUGGUGGGGCGGGGGCGGGCGGCCGGCUGAGCCCCUCGCGCGGGGCCUGUCCAGCUCCCCCUCAGAGAUUCUGCAGGAGCUGGGCAAGGGGGGCACGCAGCAGCAGCAGCCGCCGCAGCAGCAGCAGCCCGGGGCGUCGCCGCCCGCGGCCCCGCCGGCGCCCGGCCCUAAGGACGGCCCCGGGGAGACAGACGCUCUUGGCAACAGCGAGGGCAAGGAGCUUGUAGCCUCAGGCGAAAAUAAAUUAAAACAGGGUCUGUUACCUAGCUUGGAAGAUUUGCUGUUCUAUACAAUUGCAGAAGGACAAGAGAAAAUACCUGUUCAUAAAUUUAUUACAGCACUCAAAUCUACAGGAUUGCGAACGUCUGAUCCCAGGUUGAAAGAGUGUAUGGAUAUGUUAAGAUUAACUCUUCAAACAACAUCAGAUGGUGUCAUGCUAGACAAAGAUCUUUUUAAAAAAUGUGUUCAAAGCAACAUUGUUUUGUUGACACAAGCCUUUAGAAGAAAGUUUGUCAUUCCUGACUUUAUGUCUUUUACGUCUCAUAUCGAUGAGUUAUAUGAAAGUGCUAAAAAGCAGUCUGGAGGAAAGGUUGCAGAUUAUAUUCCUCAACUGGCCAAGUUCAGUCCUGAUUUGUGGGGUGUGUCGGUUUGUACAGUAGAUGGACAGAGGCAUUCUAUUGGAGAUACCAAAGUUCCAUUUUGUCUUCAGUCCUGUGUAAAACCGUUGAAAUACGCCAUUGCUGUUAAUGAUCUUGGAACUGAGUAUGUGCAUCGAUAUGUUGGGAAAGAGCCAAGUGGACUAAGAUUCAACAAACUGUUUUUAAAUGAAGAUGAUAAACCACAUAAUCCUAUGGUAAAUGCUGGAGCAAUUGUUGUGACUUCAUUAAUAAAGCAAGGAGUGAAUAAUGCUGAAAAAUUUGACUAUGUGAUGCAGUUUUUGAAUAAGAUGGCUGGUAAUGAAUAUGUUGGAUUCAGUAAUGCAACGUUUCAGUCUGAAAGAGAAAGUGGAGAUCGAAAUUUUGCAAUAGGAUAUUACUUAAAAGAAAAAAAGUGUUUUCCAGAAGGCACAGACAUGGUUGGUAUAUUAGACUUCUAUUUCCAGCUAUGCUCCAUUGAAGUAACUUGUGAAUCGGCUAGUGUGAUGGCUGCAACAUUGGCUAAUGGUGGUUUCUGCCCAAUUACUGGUGAAAGAGUUCUGAGCCCUGAAGCAGUUCGAAAUACACUGAGUUUGAUGCAUUCCUGUGGCAUGUACGAUUUCUCAGGGCAGUUUGCUUUCCAUGUUGGUCUUCCUGCAAAAUCUGGAGUUGCUGGGGGCAUUCUUUUAGUUGUCCCCAAUGUCAUGGGCAUGAUGUGCUGGUCUCCCCCUCUGGACAAGAUGGGCAACAGUGUUAAGGGAAUUCACUUCUGUCAUGAUCUUGUUUCUCUGUGUAAUUUCCAUAACUAUGAUAACUUAAGACACUUCGCAAAAAAACUCGAUCCUCGAAGAGAAGGUGGUGAUCAAAGGGUAAAAUCAGUGAUAAACCUUUUGUUUGCUGCAUAUACUGGAGAUGUAUCUGCACUUCGAAGAUUUGCUCUGUCAGCCAUGGACAUGGAACAGCGAGACUAUGAUUCUAGAACAGCCCUCCAUGUCGCUGCUGCAGAGGGUCAUGUUGAAGUUGUUAAAUUUUUGCUGGAAGCCUGCAAAGUAAAUCCUUUCCCCAAGGAUAGGUGGAAUAACACUCCCAUGGAUGAAGCACUGCACUUUGGACAUCACGAUGUGUUUAAAAUCCUCCAGGAAUACCAAGUCCAGUACACACCUCAAGGAGAUGCUGACAAUGGAAAGGAAAAUCAAACUGUCCAUAAAAAUCUUGAUGGACUCUUGUAAUGGUCGUAAGCCCAAGAUUUAAAUCACUUACCUAUUUAAUUGUGAAAAAUGAUUAUGAAGAACAUGUAUUUCUACCUGGUAGUGAUGUAUAUUUUACACAUUUGUCAUUUCAGUGUUAUUGGAGUUUCCUUCAUUGUACGCACAGGACAAAUCUGAUCUUUUUGGGAAAAAAUAGAAAUAAAACAAUCUCCCUCCAUAAUGUGAGCAAUAUUUACCUCGUGCAUUGUAUAAUCGGAUGUAAACGAAAUAGUUACCAAUGCUAGCUUAACUGUGUGGUGUUCAUGGUUGAUUUCUGUGUCUUGUGAAUUUUCAGUUUAUGGUGAUGAUCUGCUGGUAUACAUUUACAAAUUACGCUCUUGUUAUGCAGCCUGUCCAGAUAGGCCAAGGCAGCCUUUAGAAGCAAACUAGUGUGAUUUUCAUGACUUCAAAUAUAGAUUUAGUUCGAGUGUUUGAACAACUAUAUGCACUUAUGGUUGUGUGUUUAAAAUGUCUCCCAUCACCCUAGCUUCAUGAUGUGACUUUAAAAAUUACAGUAGUUAACAACUGUUAGUAGGAUAGACCAAUUAUGAUUAGACUUUAUCAGGGAAUCUGUUUAAGAUAUGUUUGGUGACCAAAACAUAUGUGUGAAUGUAGUUACACUACUUUUGAAAAUUUUUCCUUUUUCUAUACCCUUGUCCAGCUUCUCUCCCCAGACAUUUAGCUAUUUGCCUCUUUAGCUGGGAAAGUGGGUGCUGGCAUACUAUGCAGUUUUCAUGUUUUCCACAGUAAGUCAGAAAAUGCCUCAUAGAUCUGGCAUCCGAGCUACAACCAUGCCAUUUGUCUAUAGGAAAUAAACCAGAGACAAAUUACAAAGCUAAGUGCAAAUUAGUCAAAUGUAUCGGCCUAAAGAAGGGAUGUGCUACUGCAGCUUUUUAAGAACAUAUUUUUCAGCUUCCAGGAUGAAGCUAAAACAGAAGUGCUCUAAGUUACCAAAGUUACUAUGAUGGUAUGGGAACUGCUACAAAUAACAUUCGUUUUUAAACCUAUCAUGAAAAGUCUGCAUCAAGAUAUCUGCUCUAUUUGGGGGACCACGAGAUCACUCCAGCUUUCUCCUUAUUCUCUAUCGUGUAAGUUUUGGUGGACUCUCUAGUUUACUAAUAAGAGAAGGCCAUUUCAUUUUAAAUUGAGACCCAUCAUUUGUUUGGGGGAGGAAUUGCACAUACACUUUAUCCCAGCGUGCCUCAGAGGUAAAGCGGUGUGAGAUGAAGCACACACACAGGCACACACAUACACACACACACAUGGACUUCUCUGAAGCUGCUUAUUGACAUGAGCAGAAACCUCAACCACAUGAACGCUAGUUGCUAACAUAGCAAAUUCCUUUUUUUCUGUACCUUUUCUGUGAGCACACACUGCUCCUUCCAAACCUUAUCACGCCUAAUUUCCCACGCUAGUAGUCUCCACGUGUUCCGGUUUUGCUUCCAGUCUAAGUCAGUGGCCUCAGCCAUCACCCUCCUGGUCCCGAGACAGCACCUUCUUUGUGGAAUCGAGGCCAGCGUUCCUCAGCGGAGCUGCAUCAGGCAUGAAGCCACGCUGUGGGGAAUGAGUGCUGCUGUGUUCCUGCCCCAUGAAUCUAUCAAGCCGCCUAGACGGGUAGCAUUUGCAAAAUAUCCCCAGUCAUAUUAUAGAUCCUCUUGAACUGAAAUCAAUUGAAACAAAUGUGCUCAAACAGCAGCUUGCUUUGUGUGAUCAAAAUGAAGCAUUAAGAUAGUUCAGUUGUGUAACUAACUUAAAGAUUACCAAUGAUUUUGAGGCUUUUCUUUAAUUAAAAAGAGGUUCUAACUAUUAUUUGGGAACAAAGAUAGUUUUUCAUCUUGUCUCAGAUCAAAACUAUUUUGUGAAAUCUUUGUUUAGUUAAAUGUGUCCUUAUUUACCCGUGAGGUUAUUUAUGACUGUAUCCUGGUUCCUGCUCUCUGUUUGCUGUUGGCUGAUAAUAAUGAGUCCAUUUGGUUGAAAUGCUUCUGACUGUGCUGUUACCUGCUGCCAUGAGUAAACUCCAAAGAUUGUUUUAUUUUGGCUUUAGGAUCAUAUCUGCUUUUUUUCUGUACCAGGAGAACUCUCUAUGGUCAUGUUUAUUUAAAGCUUUGUACAUUAAUACAAGGUUGUUUCUGCUGGUCUCAGCCCUAAUGAUCUCAUCUUUGGGGGUCUGUGCUGUACCCCCUGCUGCCCCCACUGCCCUUUACUGCAGAGCUGGAUUAACUAGUGACCUUUGAUUCUGUUGUCUGUCUGAUGGGGACUGAAUGGCCUGAUGAUGGAUUUAGAUUCUUCCUGGGGAUUGUACAGCUACGAAUGUAUUUGCCACCAGGA
This is a messenger RNA of Rhinolophus ferrumequinum (greater horseshoe bat), 4614 nucleotides long. It is a transcript of the gene GLS, whose product is annotated as glutaminase. Gene Ontology annotation, molecular function: protein binding; glutaminase activity. The record is from RefSeq and is a predicted model, not a curated record. The transcript is spliced from 18 exons. Bases 238 to 2268 code for a protein of 676 amino acids. Gene Ontology annotation, biological process: L-glutamine catabolic process. Lineage: Eukaryota; Metazoa; Chordata; Mammalia; Chiroptera; Rhinolophidae.